AUGUCAUCUAAAACUGACUAUUUAAAAAAGUAUAUGUCAGUAGGCUCAAGCAAUCAAGAAAAGAAGAAAAAGAAGAAGAACAAGGAUAAACCGACGGGGUAACUAAUUUUAGACAAAAUGGCUUAAUGGUUUGUAUUUCCAGAUUAAGAUUAAUCGAAGAAGAUGCAUUUCUUUCUGUCGAACCUGCAAAAGCCAAAGAUAUCGGGUCGGACGAGGAACAGGAAGAAAUCGAAGUGUUGAAACAAAGCGUCAAAAAGGCGAAGAAUGUGGGAGGAUUCAAGAAAACGUUCGCCCCAGUCGAGGCGCUCAAGGAAAUUAAAGCUGAGCCGCUAUCACCUGAUAGCUCUCCUCCAAGGCGGCAACGACAUGACAGCGACAAUUCUUCUUCGAGGCUGGCAAGGAAGAGGCACGACAGCGACAAUUCGCCACCGAGAGCUGCGAGAAAAAGGCACGACAGCGACAAUUCGCCACCGAGAGCUGCGAAAAAAAGGCAUGACAGCAAUAGUGGUAAGAGAAAACUAAUUUAAAAAGUUCAUUAAAAUCAUUCUUAUUAAUAUAACUCUUCACGGGUUUGUCCCUCUGUUUGUCUGUUUGUUUAUUUGUCCGUUUGUCCGUCCCCACGUUUAUUUCUAAAACGAAAAGAUUGUGACGGAGAAACUAAGAAAUGAACACUUGAACUUUCUAACGGUUAUGAUGAACAAACAAGCGGCAAAUCCGCUUUCGAGCGUUAGCUUGGCCCGCGCAACGUGCCCAGGUUCUAAAAGUCUUGUGUCUGUAGAUAACUCGCCUCCGAGAAGGUCUGGCGGACGUCAGCGGCACGACAGUGACAAUUCGCCACCAAAGCGAAGUCGGAAAGAUAGCGGUGCGAACUCUGUCUUACUCCCAGUAUUUCUUUUCCUUAUUUCAGACAGUUCUCCUGUUCGCCGACGUCCUUCCUCACCGAGAAAUGGUCGAAAACGCCACGACAGCGAUAAUUCCCCACCAAGAAAAGGUACACGAGGUAAGGCACUUGUUCUUGUUUUUUUCUAUCAUGACAGUUCAAUUACAGAUAAGUCUUCCCCCGCUCGUGGUCGUUCUCGUCGGAACAGUGACAGUUCGCCUCCUCGUCGUCGCAGGAAUGACGAUAAUUUGAGUCCGCCAAGAAAGUCCCGAAAGAUUGAAGAACCGAAAAAAAUUAAAAAGGAAGAACCUGACAGUGAUGUGGAGACAUUUGGAAAGACAUUGGACGGAAAGAGAUCCGGACUCCAAUCAGCCAAAGACUUGAAAGAAGAGAGCGAUAGGCUGAGAGCCAAAAAUUCGAAGGUGAUCACAAUCUUGAAAGUUCCGACAAUUAUUUUCCGUUUACAGAUGUUUGACGAGUUAGACAGCUCGGUAAGCGGGCGGUUCGCCGACACGGUUUACCGUCAGAAGCAGACGAAGAAGAAGGGGAAAGACUCGGAAGAAGACCAGGCGAAGAAAGAAAGAGAAGCGAAGAAGACGGAGGAGCUGAAGGAAAAGUACAAAUCGUGGAAUCGAGGAGUUGCUCAGCUCGAAGAGCGGAAAGAAAUGCUCGAGGAGAUGGUCAGAGUGGCUGCCGAGCCUAUGGCAAGAGCACGAGAUGACGACGCGAUGAAUGCGCACAUGAAAGAAGUUCUGCAUGCUGCCGAUCCGAUGGCCGCAAUGAUUCAGAAGAAACGAAGGGACACGGCGAUCGAUCGAGGGGAACUAGUUUAUCCGACGUUCCAGGGACCAUGGACACCCAAUCGGUUUGGGAUCGCUCCAGGAUAUCGAUGGGAUGGCGUCGACAGGUCAAACGGAUUCGAAGGAAAACUCGCCAAAACGGCUAAUACUCGUGCCGCGAACCAAUCCGAAUACUACAAGUCGAUCGCAGAGUACGAAUGA
Messenger RNA from Caenorhabditis sp. 36 PRJEB53466, 1881 nucleotides. NCBI's taxonomy places the organism in Eukaryota, Metazoa, Nematoda, Chromadorea, Rhabditida, Rhabditidae. The record is from the annotation of a GenBank genome assembly.